AUGGACUGGCGCCCAAAAGGAAAAGGCAGAUCCGCAGACGCCUACCACUACCGCUACGGCACCGAGCCAUACCGCCCGCCUCAUCAUAACCAUGCAGGCUACAGCGACGGCUACGCCAAUGCCGCAUGGCAGCCUUCAUCUUCCUCCGACUACGCCCGAAAUUCAGGAUACCAAGCACAGCCAAACGCGCAGCCCCACUUCGACGGCUACGCCUACGGCUACGGCCAGCCGCAAGCCCCCGGCGCCUAUGGCUACGCCAACGGCCACGGAUACGGCUACGCACGGCAAGCCUCCCAGUGGGCCGCACCAUCUCACAGUCCAGCAGCACCACUCGGCUGGGGCGCGCUCUACUUCGCCGGUCCGCAACACUACGGCGACGGCUACCGCAACCACGCGGCCGGUCUCGCCUACGCCCAUGGUCACGACCAGCCAGGACACCUUCCUCACGACGCCUCGUCCCAUCACUCUUGGCCGUCCCGGCAUGACGCGCCCUACGCCAGGCAGCAGGCAUAUAAGCACGCCCCAGCAUGGCACCACGAUGGCCGCGGCAGCUCACCCCCGGGACCCAGCCAGGACCGCACCCGAUCCAGCCACCUUUCCUGGCGCUCUUCACCGCCUCGCCAGCCUCGCUCCGCGGCCAUGCACGGCCACGCACCAGCCAACGACCACGCCAACGCCGCUCACUACUCGACCUACGCCAAGGAUGCGGCGUCAAGGCAAGCCGGCCCGACUGUCCCGGCGACCCGAAACCAGCCGCGCAGCACGUACAUCCAGCAGGCCGAGCAGCAGCCCGAGGAGCUUCCGCGCGACAAGGGCGAGCCGCCCAAGAAGCUCCUCAUCCUCGACCUCAACGGUACGCUCGUGUACCGCGCCAAGAACAAAGGGUCGAUGAGCAUCAGCUCGGCCGCACCCACGCCGCGCCCCUACCUCGACUGCUUCCUGCAGUACUGCCUCGGUAUCGCUGCCGACGCCAAGCCGGCGCGGACCACCCCUCCGCCCAGCAGCACCGACGACGCUGCUGCCACGCCCUCCAAUCUUCCGCACGGGGCUCACUUCUGGCCGUCGGCACAGGAGGAAGCGCCGGGGUCAUUGGGAAGGUACGAGCUGCUGGUCUGGUCGUCGGCGAGGCCGGUCAACGUCGACAGCAUGGUGCGGGCCUCGUUCAGCGAGGCGCAACGCCAGCGGCUGCUGCGUGUGUGGGCGCGAGACACGCUCGUCAUCAGCAAGUUUUUCGGGCACAAGGUCGAGAGCGUCAAGGACCUCGAGAUUGUAUGGAUCGAGCUCAACGCCCGCGCGCAUGGGCUGGCCAGCCCGGGGAGGCUGCUGGCCGACCAGAGGGAUGCGCAGAACCGCGAGCGGCCGGACCUCGCCGAGCUGAGCCUGGCCGACCAGAAGGACGAGGCCCAGGAGCGCGUGCGCGCAGCCGACGGCGACGGCGACGGCGAUGGCGAUGGCGACGGCUCCAGCGCCACGGCCGAGGAGACAGUGUCUGCCGCGUUGGAGGCCGCGCUCGCUGCAGCCAAACUGGGACCGUGGGGGCAGCACAACACGCUGCUGCUCGACGACAGCACCGACAAGGCGCGGAUGCAGCCCUUCAACCAUAUCCUCAUUCCCGAGUUUGACAAGGACGCGGCGAGGCUCAUGGAACGGUGGAUCCAGCAGACGACCGAGCGGCGCACCCGCAAGCUGUCCGCGGACGCGGAGCAGGACACCAGCGCGGCCGCUCAACCCGUUGGCGCCGCAGAGGCCGGAGAGGGCCAGGAUGGAUACGGCACGGACCUCUCGAUCGAAGACGGGCGCGGCAAGCCGGCCCAGUCGACCGGGACGGGUAAGGGCAAGGCCAAGGCAGGGGCGGGCGACGGCCGAGUGAAGCUGCAGCAGCUCGACGACGUGCUUCUCCAGACGAUUGGGGCGCUCGAGCAGCUGCGGUGGCAGAGGGACGUGUCGGCCUUCAUCCGGUGCGGCGGGCUGGCGGGCUAUGGCGGUCCGCGCGCCAAGAAGGCCAAGCAGCUGGCCAAGCGGGCCAAGGCGAAAGGUCACCCAGAAUACUGGGUCGCAGAGGGACGACGGGUGUGCAAGCAGCUCGGCAUCAGGGUCACCCCGAAAUGGUUUUCGAGCGGCGACGGCGAGGAGGAGGAGGAGGACGGAGACGAUGACGACAGCGACGCCGACCAGCCCUAG
Messenger RNA from Pseudozyma flocculosa PF-1, 2181 nucleotides. RefSeq lists its product as uncharacterized. NCBI's taxonomy places the organism in Eukaryota, Fungi, Basidiomycota, Ustilaginomycetes, Ustilaginales, Ustilaginaceae. Gene Ontology annotation, molecular function: phosphoprotein phosphatase activity. The record is from RefSeq and is a predicted model, not a curated record. The coding region runs from base 1 to 2181 and encodes 726 amino acids. The transcript has a single exon.